This is a messenger RNA of Cercospora beticola, 826 nucleotides long. RefSeq lists its product as uncharacterized. The record is from RefSeq and is a predicted model, not a curated record. NCBI's taxonomy places the organism in Eukaryota, Fungi, Ascomycota, Dothideomycetes, Mycosphaerellales, Mycosphaerellaceae.
UUCGCUGCAGGGUUCUUGCCACAAUCGCCGCUGUUCGUGUGGAAUUUGGCAAGUACGAAAGCGAGGCAUUGGCAACCGCAUACCACAGCAUGGCAGACCGCAAGAACCAUCUGAAGUCUGCCACGACCUGUCUUACAUAUCGCCAGAACGCAAGAGUCUGUUCACGACAUCCAGGUCUCGCGACGAAUACUGUAUGGUUCAAUGAGAACCCGAAAACAUAUAAGACAGCGUUCGAUGGUUGCACAAGAACAUCAUCCUACUCACCGCACGACUUCUCACAACUCGACCACGCAACGACAGCACAGCCACCGCAACCAACAAUGCCUUCCAAGUAUAUCGUCGAGGUCCGCUACGACUCACCAAAACCCAAACCCACAAUCAAAGCUUCCUUCAAAUCUUCCUCUGGCGAUGGCUGGUCCAGUUCCUGCGAGAAAUGGAAUACCAAACACACUUCUUCGAGCACUUCUAAGCAGACGGAAGCUAUGCAGGGUCUCAUGAAAACUGCAAAGACGAAGCUCGAAGGUAAAGGUCAUGGAGUAUCGGCGAUGAAGGCCGUGGGAAAUAGCAUGAGGGCCAAGACUUCGACUGAUGGGAAGGAGCGAUACUGGGGAUUGAAGCAGAAGAAGGGCGGCAAGGUGGUGAUGAGAGGGGAGUGAGAUGGCGGAUUAUUAUUGGUCUAUUCGUCAGGAGAGCGCAUUGCUCCUCCUUUGACGCAGCGGUAUAUCUCAGACUACCUGUCUUUGCCGUAGCAAUGCAAUGCCUAGGAUCUUGAUCUGUUGUCCUACUCCCGGAGUAACUUCCAAGUAAAGUAGCUUCCGAAGCAAGA